GGUAGAUGUAAACAGUUCCGCGAAAACUAUGAUUGCAAACGGACCGCAAACAAUGGCGCGCUCUUGUCUUGUCGCGUGCUCGCUACUCCUGGCCCUUUGCCAGACUUCUGCGAUAGCAGCUGAUCCAAACGGACGAGUUGUGGGAGGAGGCGCUGCAGCCGCAAACAGCGCUCCCUACGCCGUGUCUAUGCAGUACACAGGCACUCACUAUUGUGCCGCCAGCAUCCUGAAUGCGAACUGGCUGGUUACGGCUGCCCAUUGCCUAACGAAUAGCGCUCAAGUUCUGGGCAGUACACUGGUCGCAGGAAGCAUUGCAGUGGCGGGAACGGCUAGCACAACCCAAAAGCGAAGCAUUACCUACUUUGUGGUCAACGAUUUGUAUACCGGAGGGACGGUGCCCUAUGACAUUGGCUUGAUUUACACACCCACAGCGUUUACGUGGUCGGCGGCAGUGGCUCCUGUUAGCCUUCCGGCAUCUGGAAAGGUGCCAACGGGCACGGCCAGCCUGUAUGGUUGGGGAAGCACCAGCACAACCAAUUCGGCCACAUAUCCCACAACCCUCCAAGUAGCCAAUAAUCUGCCAAUCAUCAGUUUGAGCUCGUGUGAAGCUGCUUUGGGCGCGAAGGGAAGCGAUGUUCAUUCGACGAAUUUGUGCACUGGUCCCCUCACCGGCGGCGUCAGCAUCUGCACCUCGGACUCUGGUGGUCCUUUGGUCCAAGGCAAUGUCCUUAUUGGCAUAGUGUCCUGGGGCAAGCUGCCCUGCGGCCAGGCCAACUCUCCUUCCGUUUAUGUGCAGGUCUCUUCGUUUAUAACCUGGAUAUCGUCCAAUCAGGUGGCGCCCAGCUAAAAGUCUUGGCAAGAGUUUUCAUAUCAAUAAAAUCAGAGCAAUAAAGCA
Drosophila obscura is the source of this 895-nucleotide messenger RNA. RefSeq names its product trypsin delta. Gene Ontology annotation, molecular function: serine-type endopeptidase activity. Gene Ontology annotation, biological process: proteolysis. The coding region runs from base 29 to 847 and encodes 272 amino acids. NCBI's taxonomy places the organism in Eukaryota, Metazoa, Arthropoda, Insecta, Diptera, Drosophilidae. The record is from RefSeq and is a predicted model, not a curated record. The transcript has a single exon.